ACAUGCAAAACUGUGUGCAGUAUUUCACCCGCAGAGAGAAACUGUGGUUCAUACCCACUGUGCUCCUCCUCAGCGAGAAGUUACUCACCCUGUCUGGCUCUCCCUCCUCUGUUCGACUGCAUCCCCACACAGAUGAUCCAUUUAUCACCCAACCUGAAGCUGAUCUUUUAGCCACACUGCAGCCACACCAUGAGCAUGCGGAAACUGAGUUUCAAGUGGCUUGGCAGCCUCACCAACCUCUCUUUUCGCCGCUCUAGUGACAAAUCUGACUCCAAGUCUUCUAAGUUGAAGUCAGAAGGUUUACCUGGAGAUGGCAGUGACAGUGCUACUGUCUCCACAAAGAUCCUGGCUCCAGUUGCUGAGACAACAGUGGAUGACUUGGGUGCCAUGCGUCCUCGCACAGCCAGCUACGUCCGCUCCAGCGAGAGCUACACACACGUGGGCACACUGCCACGGCUACUGAGGAUGAAGAGGGACAAGAGUAAUAAGGGAGGCCCCAGCAGCAGUAAGAAGAGUAAAGACAAGAGCAACAUCAGCAGAAGUCAAAGCCAGCGACCUGUACAGGACAAAGACCAUGCCCCCCCGAGGAUCACAGCCGCCUCAUUCAAAGAGACCAGAGAUGAAGCUGCAGGUAAAGCUGACACUAGGCCCGACCAACACUCUCUCACUGAUCCCAAGAUGCAGCUCAAACCAACAGAUGAACUUGAUGUCAAGACCACCCAAAACGUCACCUCUGAAUCCGAAGGUGUCUGUGAAGAUGUGUCGCCAUCUGGUGGCCCCAGCGCUACACUCCAGCCGGAGACUUGCAAAGAGCAAGAAAUCACCCAGGCAGCUGCAGACCUGAACCCUGAGAAAAUGUCAUCACCUCCACCGAGUCAUGAGAGUGAUCACACUGAGAGUCAUGAGGAUGAUGGGUUAGAGUCUGGACUUGUAAAAACAAAGACAGUAGAAACAGUAGAGGACAACUCAGAGCACACAGAGGUGACCAAAGGACCAGAUGGAAACCAAAACUCUGACAGCAUCAACAGCCACAUGGAGCCAGCAGAAAGCCAGGCUGACUAUGUCCAGUUCUCCAAGGAGAAGUACCUGCUGGAGUCUCCUCCCGAGAAACUUCGCAAGGAGCUGGAGGAGGAGCUGAAACUGAGCCCUGCUGACAUCAGGAGCCAUGGCUGGUACCAUGGACACAUACCCAGAGAGGUGUCAGAGACUCUGGUUUUGCGAAAUGGAGAUUUCUUGGUGCGUGACUCUCUGACCAGCGUGGGUGACUAUGUUCUGACCUGUCGAUGGAAUAACGAGGUGCUGCACUUCAAGAUUAGCAAAGUCCUGGUCAAAUCCAAUGAGACCAAGGUGCAGUACAUGUUGGAGACUGACAGUUUCGACUCGGUCCAAGAGCUUGUUCGCUUCUACGUGGGCCAGCGCAAACCGGUCUCCCAGUCCAACGGCGUCCACAUCUACUGUCCAGUCAGCAGGACUCUCCCUCUGCGCUACCUGGAGGCCACCUUUUCACUGUCCAACAGCAAGCAAGGCUCCGCCUACUCGCCGUCCAGUCAGAGGGGGGCGUACAUCAAGAGACGGAGCGUCACCAUGACUGAUGGGCUGACCACAGAGAAAAUGAUACCUCACAGCCCGUCGACAAUCCACCACCACAAAGACGCAAUGCGGAACUGUGCGAUGAGCAUGGACCAGAUUCAGGAGUAUCGCUGCCCUUUGUCACCUGUUGGAGAAACCCCGCUGUCUCCUGCGUAUAGUGCUAUCACCAGGCAGAGAGCCCACUCAGGUGGACGGGUCCUGGCCGUCGUCCCACCCUCCCCUGUGAUGCGGCGCUCCAGCGACCCCCAGCUCAGCCCCUCGGCUGGCAACAACCCCCCAGAGCAUCCCGCGCAUACCACGCACUCGGCCCACUCCUCGCCCGCCCAUCAUCCCGGCUACCAAUCACAUUCCUCAGAAACAGCAGGGAGCUACUGUGACCUCAGACCUUGCCCUGCCGGGCCCCCCAAGCCCCCGGCUAAGAGCUACGUGGAGCGGUUGCGAGUCGAGGAAGGGAGGGAGGAGGGAGCGAGGGAGGAAGGAGAGGGGAUGUUCUGCGCCCCACAAGUGGAGACAGCAUCUUCAUUCAAACCAUCCAGGUACGAGUCUUGCCUCAUGCCGGCCGAGAAUAAGCCCCUGGAGAUGUCGGUGCUGAAGAGAGUCAAAGAGCUGCUGGCUGAGGUGGAUGCAAGGACUGCAGCUAAACACAUCACCAUGGUGGACUGCUCGGUGGCUAGAAUAUUGGGCGUAACUUCAGAGAUGCAAAGGAUGAUGGGAGUUUCCUCAGGGCUGGAGUUACUGACACUUCCACAUGGACACCAGCUGAGACUUGACCUACUGGAGAGGUUUUACACCAUGUCUAUCAUGAUGGCAGUGGACCUGCUUGGCUGCACAGGAAGCACGGAGGAGAGGGCGGCCCUGCUCCAUAAGACCAUCCAAUUAGCAGCUGAGCUGAAAAGCAACCUGGGCAACAUGUUUGGCUUUGCUGCUGUCAUGAGAGCCCUGGAGCUGCCGCAGAUUUCCCGCCUGGAGCAGACGUGGGUGACGUUACGGCAAAGACAUACAGAGGGUGCUAUUUUAUACGAGAAGAAACUCAAACCUUUCAUGAAGAAUAUGAACGAUGGCAAAGAGUCCAGUGUUCUGUCCAACACCUCCUUCCCCCACAUCAUUCCCGUCCUGUCCCUUCUGGAGCGAGGGGUGGCUCUCGGGGAGGCGUUGGAGCCAUGGGAGAGCGCAGAGGUCGGCGUGGACGUGGUCAUGUACCACCUAGAGGCAGCUCGUACCGUCGCGCAUCACGGGGGAAUCUACAGAACCAACGCUGAGACCAAACUGCAAGGAGUCCAGGAGCGGGCAGAAAUCCACGAGAUCUUCCAGACGGAGUUCCAGAUGCGUCUCCUGUGGGGCAGCCGUGGCUCCGAGGGCAGCCAGUCGGAGCGCUACGAGAAGUUUGACAAGGUCCUCACCGCCCUGUCGCACAAGCUAGAGCCUCCUGUGCGCCACAGCGAGCUAUAGCACCCACCCAAACGCCCACCAUGGAAAAAACACAUCAUCUGCACUCGCCACUCAUAGUGGUACGGUCUUGUUUUGCAUCGCUGAGGAUGAUGUGGAAGAGUCCAGUAUGAACGCUGGGAGGGGUGAGAGCAAACGAAGAGGCAGCUAAAGGAGCAUGUGCAUUGAGCACUAGGAAUACAGAGAAGAUGGUUACUCACUUACAUGUGUUGCACUGACUGUGGACUCUAGAAGAAGGUGUAGAGUUCCUUCUGUUCCUCCCUGUGGACUUCCUCACUUAGCGCUAAAAUAUUUAAAUGGCAACAACAGAGGAGACAAGCUAAGUAGAAAAGAAUAUGGGAGAGACGGGUGACCCGCUCCUCUGCUUGGUAUGAACAGUAAUAUGUGUACGGUGUGCCCUGAGGGCCAAACAGAGCUGCAGAGUUUGGCUUUACUCCAGUAAAACACGGACACUCUCUUGUUUCAAACAACUGCUGUCACACACUGUAGCAGAAAUAACAACAAUAACUUAACAUAGCUCAUAUAUAGAUGUUUUGUCAGUGUGAAUGAGUGUGUGUGUCUGUAUGCAUAUGUACGUAUGUUUACAUUCCUUAAUUUUUGUGUCAUUAAUGUGUUGGGGGUUUGUUUUUUUUUUUUUUUUGUCUUAUUUAUUUGUUAUGAUAAAAGGAUAUCAGAACAUUACGGACGUUGCUUCACCAAACUCAUGAGAAUGUGUCAGUGCUCAUUCCGAGGGAACCAUGUUCAUAAAAUCUCAUUAAAUAUGUAUCAAGCAGUCCCAUUGAAUACCAUUAAAAAUGUAUCAGGCAUGCAUUAAUAAAUGUAUCAGAAAUGAAACAUUUGCAAAAGUAAUGCUGCAACUUCAAUAUGAGGGCUUUGCGGGUUGUUAAAAACAUUAAGAGGACAAAGCAAACCUCCCUCUGUUGUAGCUGUUCAACUAAUACAUUUGAUAUUGUGUGUGCACAAACUGUAGCUAAACACAAGCAUUUUUGAGGUCGAGGAAAAAUGAGAUGUAUACUCUUUAAAUCUAGUUAAAGCAAUGUUUCACUUAGUAUAGAAACAUUUAUGAUACAUGCUUUGGUUUGAGCUUCAGCAGUCUGGAGCUGCAGUUUAUAAAUUUACAGACAUAAUUAAAAUGGUUGAUGCAUGCAGCAAUAAAUGUUGCACCAAAGUAAAAUAUUGCUUUAAACUAAUAAUUUAAAUAUAAAGAUAUGUCAAAAUUGAGAGGUAUACAGAUGAUUCAGUGAAGAUAUGUCAUGUCUGUGGUUUACCUUUGAUGAUACUUGGUAGAUUGAGAAAAUGUGACUCUCUUCAUCUUUUUUCUGGUGCGAAAUUUAAAAUGGAAAAAAAACCCUUCCAAACACAAUCAAUUAUAACCACAGCCCGGCUACAAAGAAUGUUUUUUAUUUUUUGUAUGUUUUGAAUUUGUGUUUCAGCAAUAGAGCCUAAAUGAUCUAAAUUGUUUUAUUACAACAGAAUUACAUUUUGGUUGAUUGUUUCAGUGUUGAAUCAUUGCUGUAUUUACAGUAUAUGAGCCUGGGAGGGCUGGAGCCAGGGCUAUGCAAUCAUUUCAACCAACAGCUGAGACCCCUAAAUAACCGACACACAUUCAGAAUAUUUUAGGAAAUUCACUUUUCCCCCAUAUCAACUUCUUUUUGAAAUGUCUGUUUUUUUAAUUCUUAGCCUUUUGUUAUCCAACCCAAUAAUCUAUAUAUGAAUGAAAGUCAUAUCAAAUAUCAAUCAAAUAAUGCUAAAAAAAAAUGUAAUUCUACUAGAGUUGCAUAUCAGAGAUCCUUACAUGGAUGUUUGAUUGUCCCACUUUCUAGUCUGAACCAUAUUUGGGGUGAGCUGUACAGGUUAGAGUUCAUGAGAUGGGGAGUCGUGUUCCAGUUCCCACUGUUGUCCAACAGGGGGUGAUGUUUAGUCAGCAAAAAACUGAAUCGUUAAUUGUAAUGCAAUAUAACAGGAAGACAUACACACACGCACACAAACACACACACACAAAGGUAAGCAUUUAUUGUGUGUGUUUUGAGACCAAGAGGAUGCCUGCUGGUUUAGGUUUGAUAUCUGCUAACUCUGAUGAUGAAACAGUGAUGAUGAUGAUGAUGAUGUAAUGUUUUUAUUUGUCCUCUGUUGAAUGCUGUACAGGAAUGCUCUGACAGUGUGUGGGUUCUCCUGUUACAUGUGACAGGGCUGUAUGAGAUGAACUUGAAGAGCAAAAAGACAAGAAUUGAUUUAGGACUGAUCCCAUGUUUUUUUACGUACUGUACAUAGCGAUUCACUUUUUUUUCCAAAUAAAAACGAUUGCUUGUCUCAA
Messenger RNA from Lates calcarifer (barramundi perch), 5350 nucleotides. It is a transcript of the gene sh2d3ca, whose product is annotated as SH2 domain containing 3Ca. NCBI's taxonomy places the organism in Eukaryota, Metazoa, Chordata, Actinopteri, Centropomidae. Gene Ontology annotation, biological process: positive regulation of peptidyl-serine phosphorylation; small GTPase-mediated signal transduction. The record is from RefSeq and is a predicted model, not a curated record. Gene Ontology annotation, molecular function: guanyl-nucleotide exchange factor activity; phosphotyrosine residue binding. Bases 190 to 3039 code for a protein of 949 amino acids. The transcript is spliced from 15 exons.